GUUAAGACUUCCGGUGUUGCCUAGGUAACAUUAGCAUUAGCAUUAGCAUGUGAGCCUCUCCGGAUUCUUCGGCCGCUCUCCUCCUGUUCUCCCGGACUUCCACCGGGUCUCCUCCGGGACUCACUCAGAAGAUGAGCGGCAGCACCCCCGAGGUCGUGACCUUUACCAUCAAGCCUGCGGUCCACCUGCAGAUCGGAGACACCAAAGCAGACGCAGCUCGCUCUGGGAUCUGUGUGGUGGACGUGUCGCUGCCGUUUGGAAAGCCUGUCAGUAUUGAGGAAAUCUCCUUUAAGAACUACUACACAGCCUCUGUGAGUGUGCGCCUGUUGAGGAGGGGCCCCGGGCAGGAGGCCCCAGCCAAGUGGUGCACGGCUCUGAGAGACUUGUCCCUGAUGAGCAACCCCCACACCGAGGGGGGGUCCCAGGACUUCUACUCCAUCCAUAGGACUCAGAUGAGGGAGGAGCCUGAUCAUGUGGUGUCCGUGCGGCUGAUCCUGAGACAGCCGUCCUCCGCCUGGUUGACCUUCAGCCUGGAAGACAUCACAAUCCUCCCCCACACGGAGCCGGAUCCAGAGAAGGAGGUUUCUGAUUGGCUGUCCGACCUGACGCUGGGCGACCAGCACCCCGACCUGGAGGGCCUCCCCGACCCUCAGAGCGUCUCGUCCAGCAUCCAGCAGAUGUGGGCGUUGACUGAGGUGAUGCAGACCAAUCAGACGACGGCGUGCAUCGGACGAUUCGAUGUGGACGGAUGCUACGACAUCAACCUGCUGUCUCUGACGUAGCGUCGCCUGCACAGGAAGUUGACUUCAUGGAAACAACAGUAACAGAAGGAAUCAUGUUGAAGACGUAUAAAAACAACUGUAACGUAAACAAGUUUCAUGUCGUAACACUUCAGAAAUCUGCUUUGUUCUAUAAAGUUCAAAUAAACACUUACUACACAAA
Messenger RNA from Limanda limanda (common dab), 942 nucleotides. It is a transcript of the gene nicn1, whose product is annotated as nicolin 1. Gene Ontology annotation, cellular component: nucleoplasm. NCBI's taxonomy places the organism in Eukaryota, Metazoa, Chordata, Actinopteri, Pleuronectiformes, Pleuronectidae. The coding region runs from base 132 to 782 and encodes 216 amino acids. The record is from RefSeq and is a predicted model, not a curated record. The transcript is spliced from 7 exons.